Messenger RNA from Cavia porcellus (domestic guinea pig), 2000 nucleotides. RefSeq names its product growth factor independent 1B transcriptional repressor (gene Gfi1b). Lineage: Eukaryota; Metazoa; Chordata; Mammalia; Rodentia; Caviidae. Gene Ontology annotation, molecular function: RNA polymerase II cis-regulatory region sequence-specific DNA binding; DNA-binding transcription factor activity, RNA polymerase II-specific. The record is from RefSeq and is a predicted model, not a curated record. Gene Ontology annotation, biological process: regulation of transcription by RNA polymerase II. The transcript has 8 exons. Gene Ontology annotation, cellular component: nucleus. Bases 597 to 1670 code for a protein of 357 amino acids.
GCUGGAGGAAGCUUCCCCCGUGGGCCCAGGGUCAGCACUGCGCCGGCCACAGCGCUGGGAAGUUUUGAUAAGCAAAUGCAGCCCUCGAGCGCCCUCUCCAUUGGCCGCCGCCUCGCCGCCAGAUUUUGACACAAAUAAUCAGAUUGAAAAUCAGGGAGGGGAACAGAAGAGAGGGAAAAAAACCCCAUAGAGACACAGAGAGAGAGAGAGAAAAGGAGAAGUAUCUGCUUGUGCAGGGAGUUGCGAAGCUGACCGAGAGCGGUUGGCCCAGUCAGGACGCUUGGAGGUUCCCCCAGGAGGACCCCCAGAGGGGCUCGGCAGGGCACAGCUCCCCGCAGAGGACUAUGGGAGAUGUUAACUCGGGGCCUCCUUCCGGAGCCCCGAUACCAUCAGCGCCUCUGUUUUAUGAAGAAAUCGGAGCUUCUUUCACAAUCUCUGCUCUCAGCUCCUUCUCAGAGCCGUCCUCCUCCGUGUGAAUCAAAACUGAGCGGUUGUUAAUUAACUACGUGAUAGGUGAUUGGUUCCUGUUUUACAGGCCCAGAAGGAAGUUCGCUGGCAUUCCCACCCGUCUCCCCCGAAGGGAGACACAGCUGAGGAUGCCGCGCUCCUUCCUGGUGAAGAGCAAGAAGGCGCACACCUACCACCAGCCCCGCGCCAAGGAGGAGAACCUGCUCUGGUCUCCUGCCCCAAGCCCUGGGGCCAGGGACCCUGUCCUGGGCACGCUGCUCCCAAGCUUGUACUCCAGCUGGAACCAUGUGAAGCAGGAGCCGGAGCUGGGGCCAGACCAGAGCGUGCCCAAGACGGCUGCAGUGCCAGAGGGGCCCACGGUGGCCUCCCGACCGCAGGACAGUGACUCGCCGCUCUCUGACUCGCCCACAUUUUACAAGCCCAGCUUCUCCUGGGACGCCCUGGCCUCGUCCUAUGGCCACAGCUUUCCGCAGACGCCGUCCACCAUCGAGUCGGCCUUCCUGGAGCGUGCCGUGAGGCUGUACGGCAGCCCCCUGCUGCCCAGCACCGAGCCGGCCCUGGACUUUGGCCUGCGCUACUCCCCAGGCAUGGACACGUACCACUGCCUCAAAUGCAGCAAGGUCUUCUCCACCCCGCAUGGGCUGGAGGUGCACGUCCGCCGCUCCCACAGUGGGACUCGGCCCUUCGCCUGUGACGUCUGCGGCAAGACCUUUGGCCACGCCGUCAGCCUGGAGCAGCACACACAUGUCCACUCUCAGGGGAUCCUGGCCGGGUCCAGCCCCGUGCCCAGCUUGGCUCUCCCGGGCCUCGAGGCCCCACCUGCUCCUGACCCCCCGGGGCCUCGUUUCCUCCGGCAGGAGCGCAGCUUCGAGUGCCGGAUGUGCGGCAAAGCCUUCAAACGCUCGUCCACCCUGUCCACCCACCUCCUCAUCCACUCGGACACCAGACCCUACCCCUGCCAGUUCUGUGGCAAACGCUUCCACCAAAAGUCAGACAUGAAGAAGCACACCUACAUCCACACGGGUGAGAAGCCGCACAAGUGCCAGGUGUGUGGCAAGGCCUUCAGCCAGAGCUCCAACCUCAUCACGCAUAGCCGCAAGCACACGGGCUUCAAGCCCUUCACCUGCGACCUCUGUGCCAAGGGCUUCCAGCGCAAGGUAGACCUGCGGCGGCACCGUGAGAGCCAGCACAGCCUCAAGUGAGGCUGCCGCCCGGACCCAGGCUGGCCGUGUUGCCUGACCCUCAGCAUGGCAUCCAUCUGCCUGAGGAAGCGCCCAGCGGGAGAUUCGAACUCAUUUUGGAUGCCUGAAAUUAUCACGUGACCCUAGACAGGUCCCUGUCUCCCCCUGGACCAUCGAUACUCUGGCUGCAAAGCGUGGGUGCCCUGCGGGUCUCUCCAGGGUGGAGUUGUCCUCUGAUAUGCUCAGUGUGCUCUGGGCUCAGAAAGCUGAAAUUCCCAGAAGGGCAGGGAGGGUCACGACUGUCAGAGGCCUUCUCCUCUCAAUCGCUGUAAAUAAAAAUAAAGACAGACA